This is a messenger RNA of Anolis sagrei ordinatus, 5328 nucleotides long. NCBI's taxonomy places the organism in Eukaryota, Metazoa, Chordata, Lepidosauria, Squamata, Anolidae. The record is from RefSeq and is a predicted model, not a curated record.
GUGGCUUUGUCCACAUGCAAAGCAGGAGUGGCCUUGCCAAGGCUCCCUUUGUGUCCCUCCUCUUCCUCAAAGCCUUGGAGUUGGUGGUGAAGCAAGAGCGAAGCAUCCCUUCCAGACGCCCAGAGUGAGCUCACAGGUCCGGUUGAGCAAGAGGCGCGGUGGCUUGCUUGCUUCCUUUGCAUGGCUGACUGUCGUGUGUGGCACAACACACAGUCUCCCUUUCUCCUCCUCCUCUUCUCCUCUAUCAAGGUGAGGGAUCUGCAAAGCUGGACAGGUAGAUUCCUGUGGAAUGGUUAACCUGAGGCCGUCUCACCUGGAGCCAAUCACCGCAGCCGAGCCGCCGAGCCACUAAAGAACCCUGUCGCACUUGGCCACAUCCUUUUCCGAGAAAGCCUCUGCUUGGUUUGGACGGACCUCGCAUUGAGGCAUCCUUUCAGCAUGACCUUCUUUGGCAUGGCACCUUUGAACGUUAUCCUCCUCCUCUUUUGCGUCUCUCUGUCUUCCUGCACGGAUCCGGCGCUGAUGGAGAUGAAAGCCUUGCUGUCUUUGGAGCGAGACGGCACUCUGACCCGGAGCUCCGUGGACGCCUUGUUAAAUAUCGCCCGGGACCGUGUGCAAUGCUCCGCAGUGCCGUGCGGAAAGUGCAUUUCAGCACCGGACAUCUUUGCUCUCGUGGAGAAGAACUCCUUGAGCCCGGCCAACCUCACAUCCACGGACAUGGUGCCCUUUUCGGCUGCUUUGCUCUCCUACUUUGCGGAUCCGGAGUCUGCUUGCAAAGCCAAAGCCGAUGCCCUUUGGGUUGCCCGAGUCCGGGAUUUCCAGUCUGGGUUUUCCGAGGGCAAUGCCACCCGGUCGAAGGCGGAGGAGCUGAUGGCGUCCGUCCAGCAGAAUAUCAAAAGCAGCGGUAAAGAAAAGGAGCUUUGUGCUGGAGUGGACCAGAUCCUUGGGAACAGUGCACGGAUCUCCAGCCAUGUGACAUCAGACCCAUCAGGCCGGGUGCUGGUGGCCAUGGCCUUCCAUGCGCUGGACGGUGGCUGCUUCCAUGCGCUCCCUCCUGAGAACUACUUUGUGGAGUUCAUCUUCCAGCGCUACAGCAAUGGGACGCACAACCUCACGCUGGCAGGUCUGACGGAACUCAUGAAGGAGCUGCAGGUCGGCUCGGUAGCUGCGCAUGGACGCCAUGACCAUGAUGGACACAGCCAUGAUGACCAUGAUCAUGAUGGACACAGCCAUGAUGGCCACAGCCAUGAUGACCAUGGACAUGAUGGCCACAAUCACGGUGACCACGAUCAUGAUGGCCAUAACCAUGGUGACCACGACCAUGAAGGCCACAAUCAUGGUGACCACCAUAACCACACACACGAAGGAGAUGUUCAUGAUCAUUCAGAAGGUCAUGCUCAUGGAGAUCAUGGAGACCACCAUCAUGGCAAUGAAACGGAGCACCACCAUGGAGAUGAAAUGGACCACCAUCAUGGCAAUGAAACAGAGCACCACCACAGCCAUGAAAUGGACCACCAUCAUGGCAAUGAAACGGAUCAUCACCACGCCCAUGAUGAAGAAGCAGACCACCAUGUAAACAAAACAGAAAGUCCUAUUGUCCGUCGGAGGAGAAGUCUACCUUCCGCUGGAGACAGUCAAGUCUGGGACACGGUCUGCCUCAGCCCGGAUGAUCUGCUGGAUAUCUAUGGGAUUGAUGCCAACGCAGGGGUCUCCCGCUCCGAAUUGGCCCGCCUGAGCCCGGCUUUGGUGCAAAUGAGGCUCAGCCAGGCCUGCUCCGUCUCCCAAAAAGCUGCUCUUGAUGGCCGGCUCACCACUGCUGAGAAGUACCUCUACGGCUCCCUGGCCACCUUGGUGAUCUGCUUGUGCGCGCUCUUUGGCAUUGUGGUCCUUCUCUGCACUGCCUGCAUCAGCACCUACCAGUACGUCAUCCAGUUCUUCGUCAGCCUGGCCGUGGGGUCGCUGACCGGAGAUGCCAUGCUGCACCUCAUCCCAACGGUCAGUGCACACAGGGACCUGGGUCGCCUUUGUGCUGGAGUGGACCAGAUCCUUGGGAACAGUGCACGGAUCUCCAGCCAUGUGACAUCAGACCCAUCAGGCCGGGUGCUGGUGGCCAUGGCCUUCCAUGCGCUGGACGGUGGCUGCUUCCAUGCGCUCCCUCCUGAGAACUACUUUGUGGAGUUCAUCUUCCAGCGCUACAGCAAUGGGACGCACAACCUCACGCUGGCAGGUCUGACGGAACUCAUGAAGGAGCUGCAGGUCGGCUCGGUAGCUGCGCAUGGACGCCAUGACCAUGAUGGACACAGCCAUGAUGACCAUGAUCAUGAUGGACACAGCCAUGAUGGCCACAGCCAUGAUGACCAUGGACAUGAUGGCCACAAUCACGGUGACCACGAUCAUGAUGGCCAUAACCAUGGUGACCACGACCAUGAAGGCCACAAUCAUGGUGACCACCAUAACCACACACACGAAGGAGAUGUUCAUGAUCAUUCAGAAGGUCAUGCUCAUGGAGAUCAUGGAGACCACCAUCAUGGCAAUGAAACGGAGCACCACCAUGGAGAUGAAAUGGACCACCAUCAUGGCAAUGAAACAGAGCACCACCACAGCCAUGAAAUGGACCACCAUCAUGGCAAUGAAACGGAUCAUCACCACGCCCAUGAUGAAGAAGCAGACCACCAUGUAAACAAAACAGAAAGUCCUAUUGUCCGUCGGAGGAGAAGUCUACCUUCCGCUGGAGACAGUCAAGUCUGGGACACGGUCUGCCUCAGCCCGGAUGAUCUGCUGGAUAUCUAUGGGAUUGAUGCCAACGCAGGGGUCUCCCGCUCCGAAUUGGCCCGCCUGAGCCCGGCUUUGGUGCAAAUGAGGCUCAGCCAGGCCUGCUCCGUCUCCCAAAAAGCUGCUCUUGAUGGCCGGCUCACCACUGCUGAGAAGUACCUCUACGGCUCCCUGGCCACCUUGGUGAUCUGCUUGUGCGCGCUCUUUGGCAUUGUGGUCCUUCUCUGCACUGCCUGCAUCAGCACCUACCAGUACGUCAUCCAGUUCUUCGUCAGCCUGGCCGUGGGGUCGCUGACCGGAGAUGCCAUGCUGCACCUCAUCCCAACGUUCCUGGGCUUGCAUUCCCACUCCCACGGAGAAGGGCAGGACCACCACGGUGCCCAGGGCAGCGAUGCGCUCUGGAAGCUGCUGGCCGUCCUGGGGGGGCUCUACCUCUUCUUCCUCCUGGAGAAGCUCUUCGCCCUUUUGGGGCACGACGACUGCCAGGAGACUUCGGAGUCCAGCAAAGGCCACCAGUGCGACCAUUCCUUGUCUUUGCAGCUGUACCAGGAUGAGAUGAAGAGGAGGAAAAUGGAGAAAGGAGCUUCAAAUGCAGAUUUGGUGGUUGCAGACGAGGCCGAUUUCAGGCAUCUCCAAAAGGAAGAGCUCAGCCGAGAGCUCCGCAUGCUGCCGUACAUGAUCACCAUUGGAGACGCCAUCCACAACUUUGCAGAUGGCCUGGCUGUUGGGGCCGCCUUCUCCUCCUCCUGGAAGACCGGGCUGGCCACGUCCUUGGCUGUUUUGUGCCACGAGUUGCCCCAUGAAUUAGGGGACUUUGCGGCUCUGCUCCACGCCGGCCUGAGCGUCAAACGGGCUUUGCUGCUGAACUUUGUGAGUGCGCUCACGGCAUUCAUCGGGCUGUACAUCGCGCUCUCCGUCAGCACCGGGGAGGAAUUUGAAGCCUGGAUCUUCACCGUGGCCACGGGCCUCUUCCUCUACGUGGCCCUCUGCGACAUGCUGCCAGCGCUGAUGAAUGCGCAUUGCAAGCGACCCUGGCUGCUGUUUUUCCUGCAGAACUUGGGCCUGCUGUCCGGCUGGGCCAUCCUGCUGCUGCUCUCCCUUUUCGAGGACCACAUCGCCCUCUGAGCUCAUUUCCCCCAAAGGUCUGUCUUUCUAUGGACCGAACAUCACCGAAAAGCACGCCUCUCACCGUCCGUCCGCAGAGGCUGCGAGUUCAAAUCCACACUUUGACGGAGACUGGAGACACAAUACGGGGUGCGGAAAUAUUGGGGAGAGGCCGAGCAAGGCUGCAUUGCAAAACCUUGCAGAAAUGGGACCAACGGGGUGAUGCCCAUAUAGGGCUGCCCCAUCCGGACUAGAAGUAUUUAGCUUUUUACUAUGUGCAGUUUUCAAGGCAACGUUCUCGCCUCGAGCUUCUUCCCUUCCCAUUGGAAAUAAGGAUAAAAGACCCAUACAUGCAAGAUGCCCUUUGCAAGACACAUCUGAAUGUGAAUCACAUGAAAUCGUUAUCAUCAUCAUAAAUGCAAUUUGCAAGGCAGCGCUCUUGCCCUGAGGUUCUUCCCUUGAGAUGCCAUUCACAUUGAAGAAUAAUAAUAAUAAUAAAAAUGCGUACAUGCCAUUGGAUGCAGUUCACAUGAUAAAAAUACAUACACCGAUUGAGUCACCGAUUGGCUGAGAAAGGCGGUAUACAAAUACAGUAAACAAACAAACAAACAAACAAAUAAGUAAACAUACACGACAUUUGCAUUUUCUGAUACACAUUUGGAUGCUAUUUACACUAAUAAUAAUAACAAUAAAGUUCAUACACACCAUAUGCAUUUUCAAUGCACAUUUGGAUGCCAUUCAGGUUAGAAAUAAUAGGAUACAUACAUAUAAUUUGCAUUUUCAGUGCACAUUUGGAUGCCAACCACACUGAAAAUAAUAAUAAUAAAGCAUUUUCUGAUACACAUUCAGAUGCUAUUUACACUAAUAAUAAUAACAAUAAAGUUCAUACACACCAUAUGCAUUUUCAAUGCACAUUUGGAUGCCAUUCAGGUUAGAAAUAAUGACGAGAUACAUACAUAUAAUUUGCAUUUUCAAUGCACAUUUGGAUGCCAACCACAUUGAAAAUAAUAAUAAUAAAGCAUUUUCUGAUACACAUUCGGAUGCUAUUUACACUAAUAAUAAUAACAAUAAAGUUCAUACACACCAUAUGCAUUUUCAAUGCACAUUUGGAUGCCAUUCAGGUUAGAAAUAAUGACGAGAUACAUACAUAUCAUUUGCAUUUUCAAUGCACAUUUGGAUGCCAACCACACUGAAAAUAAUAAUAAUAAAGCAUUUUCUGAUACACAUUUGGAUGCUAUUUACACUAAUAAUAAUAAUAAAGCACAUACACACCAUAUGCAUUUUCAAUGCACAUUUGGAUGCCAACCACACUGAAAAUAAUAAUAAUAAAGCAUUUUCUGAUACACAUUUGGAUGCUAUUUACACUCAUAAUAACAAUAAAGUUCAUACACACUAUAUGCAUUUUCAAUGCACAUUUGGAUGCCAUUCAAGUUAGAACUAAUAGGAUACAUA